Prorocentrum cordatum is the source of this 263-nucleotide messenger RNA. The record is from the annotation of a GenBank genome assembly. Lineage: Eukaryota; Dinophyceae; Prorocentrales; Prorocentraceae.
GAUACGAUCACGAUCGUGGUCGAUUGGAGGAACAUCGAAGACGGCUCCGUAGGCCACGGCGUGUACACCAGCAGCUGGGUGGCGCCGAAGUCGGACGUGCACUCGCAGCAACGCUGGUUCUAUAUGGGCCAGCAGGGCGAGGUCACAGUGGACCAGGCCCACCGCGGCUACUUCGUGGCGCAGGAGGGCGCGCCCUUCGCCUCGGUCAACCCGCUGUUCUGGAAGCCGACGCCGAGCGACGGCAAGUUCAAGGGGCAACGCAC